Macaca mulatta (Rhesus monkey) is the source of this 2006-nucleotide messenger RNA. The record is from RefSeq and is a predicted model, not a curated record. NCBI's taxonomy places the organism in Eukaryota, Metazoa, Chordata, Mammalia, Primates, Cercopithecidae.
CUGGUGACCCAGGCUCUCACCAGCAGAUUGUCCCUUACCGUCCUCCUGAGGUUGUCUGGAGCUUCAGUGCUGUGUGCUCUUGGCCUCCACGCUGGGGUACCACCGACUCCCACUGUCCAGGGCUUCCGGUGGACUCUCCGAGGCACUGAUGCAGAAACUUCCCCAUUCGGUGCACCAAGAGCAGCCUCACACGGUGUGGGCCGUCAGGAAGAGCUGCCAGAUCCAACAGAGUAUGAAGAGUGCAAAGAACUCAUAAAAUCUAUGCUGAGGGAUGAGCUGCAGUUCAAGGGGGAGAAGCUCGCAGAGCAGCUCAAGCAAGCUGAGGAGCUCAGGCAAUAUAAAGUCCUGGUUCACUCUCAGGCACGAGAGCUGACCCAGUUAAGGGAGAAGUUACGGGAAGGGAGAGAUGCCUCCCACUCAUUGACUCAGCAUCUCCAGGCCCUCCUCACUCCGGAUGAGCCGGACAAGUCCCAGCGGCAGGACCUCCGAGAACAGCUGGCUGAGGAGUGUAGGCUGGCACAGCACCUUGUCCAAAAGCUCAGCCCAGAAAAUGGCCAAGGUGAGGAUGCAGAUGUUCAAGUUGAGGAGGCUGAGAAAGUACAGGAUUCGUGUGCCCCCAGGGAGGUGCAGAAGGCUGAAGAAAGGGAAGUCCCUGAGGACUCACUGGAGGAAUGUGCCGUCACUUAUUCAAAUAGCCACGGCCCUUAUGACUCGAACCAGCCACACAGGAAUACCAAGAUCACAUUUGUGGAAGAUGAAGUCGACUCAACUCUCAUUGACUCAUCCUUUCAUGAUGAGUAGGAUGCUGUACAUAUUAUCCCAGAAAGUGAAAGUGAUGAUGAGGAAGAGGAAGAAAAAGGGCCAGUGUCUUCCAGGAAUCUGCAGGAGUCUGAAGAGGAGGGCCCCCAGGAGUCUUGGGAUGAAGGUUAUUCGACUCUCUCAAUUCCUCCUGAUAUGUCUGCCUCGUACCAAUCUUACAAGAGCACCUUUCCCUCAUUAGAGGAACAGCAGGUCGGCUUGGCUCUUGACAUAGGCAGGCAUCGGUGGGAUCAAGUGUAAAAGGAGGACGAAGAGGCAACAUGUCCCAGGCUCAGCAGGGAGCUGCUGGAUGAGAAAGAGCCUGAAGUCUUGCAGGACUCACUGGAUAGAUGUUAUUCGACUCCUUCAGGUUAUCUUGAACUGCCUGACUCAUGUCAGCCCUAUAGAAGUGCAUUUUACUCAUUGGAGGAACAGCACCUUUGCUUGGCUCUUGAUGUGGACAGAAUUAAAAAGGACCAAGAAGAGGAAGAAGACGAAGGCCCACCAUGCCCCAGGCUCAGCAGGGAGCUGCUGGAGUUAGUAGAUCCUGAAGUCUUGCAGAACUCACUGGAUAGAUGUUAUUCAACUCCUUCCAGUUAUCUUGAACUGCCUGACUCCUGCCAGCCCUACAGAAAUUUCUUUUACUCACUGGAGGAAUAACACACUGGCUUUUCUCUUGAUGUGGAUGAAAUUGAAAAGUACCAAGAAGGGGAAGAAGAUCAAAACCCACCAUGCCCCAGGCUCAGUGGCGUGCUGAUGGAAGUGGAAGAGCCUGAAGUCUCGCAGGAGUCUGAUAGAUAUUAUUCGACUUCUUCAACUUACUUUGAAUUACCUGACUCAUUCCAGCACUACAGAAGUGCCUUUUACUCAUUUGAGGAACAGUACAUUGGCUUGACCUUUGACAUGGACAAUAGGUUUUUUACUUUGAUGGUGAUAAGGCUCCACCCGGUCUUCCAGAUGGGAGUCAUAUUCCCACACUAAGCAGCCCUUACUAAGCUGAGAGAUGUCAUUGCUGCAGGCAGGACCUAUAGGCACGUGUAGGCUUGAAUGAAACUGUAGUUCCAUUUGGAAGCCCAGACAUAGGAUGGAUUGUUAUGCCCAGACCGUUUGUUCCCCAAAGAAGACCACCAGAGUCCAGAGUCAAAGCCAAGCGGCAAGGAUCUUUUACUGCAAGUUCGAACUUGGUCCCUCCAUUCCACGGCAUACAA